Molecule: messenger RNA, 1719 nt
Organism: Nematocida ausubeli
Lineage: Eukaryota; Fungi; Microsporidia
Exons: 1
Coding region: 1-1719 (572 amino acids)
Molecular function (GO): protein binding
Source: RefSeq, a predicted model, not a curated record
AUGAGCUUAGAAGGAAAACCCCGCAGUGAUAUUAUGCAAUGGGUGGCAUGUGGAGCCACAAUUUCUGCUAUUUUGUAUGGUGUAUAUCGCUAUGCUAUAAAGGAUAAAUCAACCCCAGAAAGUAUGAAGGAAGAAGGCACUGCAGCCUUUUUAUUGAAGGAUUAUGCAAGUGCGAUGGAGAAGUAUAUGGGCGCACUUGAGCUCAUUGACAGACUGGAGAGCGAAGGAAAGAGAAAUAAAAACAGUGAAGAACGGAUUAAAAUACUGAACAACAUAUCACAGACAUACUUUAUGAUGAAGGACUAUGAGAAUGCAAAGAAGUACAUAGAGUAUACAAUAAGUGGGCAUCCUACACACUACAAUAGCUUUAAAAGACUGGCUAAGCUAGAGCAGCUAGACAAGGGAUAUGGAGAUGUUAAAGGGCUUGCCGUUAUAACUGCCUAUUUGAUCUUGGAUAAAGCAGAAAAAGACAGAAGCAAAGAGUCAUCUACUGCUGCGUCUUCUGUGCAGACCCAAGAAAAGAAGGCAGAGAAUCACACAGACAUUGCAGUCAGUGACAUAAAAAGCAAAGAAGUCGAAACAGAGAGGUCCACGUGGAAUGAAGUGUUAAGCAAGAAAAUAGAAGCACUUGCAGAGAAAAGAACCAAGAGUGCCAGUACAGUCAAGAAUGGGUAUUGUGUCUCUUUUGUAAAACUUGAGGAAGUUCUGAGUAUUUUUAAGGAAGCUUUGCAUGGUGCAUUAUUUGGAAAUAAAAGCAGCAAAGACAAAGAAUUGCUUGGGUGGAUUGACAGUAGAAAAUAUUCACUAAUAGUAGACUACUUAAACAAAACUCCUAUGCAAAAGUACAGCAGGCGUGCUGCAUUCAUUGCAGGCAACAUAAAAUAUAUUCUAGCCCAAAACACAGAAGCAAUAUCUUUGUUUGAUGCGGCAGGAACCAUAUACGGAGAUGUUUUAUCAAUAUACAUAAAGAAGCUUGAAAAUGUAAAUGUGCAAAUAGAAGAAGACAAGAUUAUAAAAAUCAUGAACUCAAAUGAUCCAAUUGUAAGAAUGUAUGUUUUGCAGCUGCACUUGGCAAGUGAGAAUAUGGGCCACUAUAUGGCUAAGCUGAUUGAGCUCCAGGCAGAAGAAUCUAUUUCUCUUCCUUUUAUAUCAAAUAUUAAGUCACAGUAUGCACUGUACGAGCACAAAGAAGCACUUAGCACCUUAAAGAAAGCACUUUCUCUCUUCCCAGAAGACAUAAAUGUGCUGUGCACGGGGGUUGAAGUGCUUUCACAGGAAAUAACCAAGGAAAAAACAGAGAAAGAGAUAGAUGAUGCAUACAUCAAACAGCACCCUAAGUGCGCAGAAGCAUAUACCAUGCUAGUUGAUGUGCUGUCGCGGCUGGAGCAGAAAGAGUUUGGCAACUCACCAAGGGGCGCAUUCUUCAGAUACAUUGGAUAUAGCUCGUUAAACCAGAAGGAAAAAGCAGAGACCCUUCUGCAGGAGGCAAUAGACCUUGACAUAUACAACAAUACACUUUUAAUCCAGCUGGGACAGCACAAAAUCAACGCAGGAGAUUUAUCUGGCUUUGAUCUCUUUGAAAAAGCAGCCACGCUUUCCUUGGAAGGAGCCAAGGACAUAUACAGAAUGCUUUACACGUAUAAAAGUGUGUACGGUGUCCAGGAAUACUAUCCACACGUGUCCAUAAUCGCAGUGAAUAAUUACUCUGCAGCCUCUUAG